This is a messenger RNA of Rotaria sordida, 2115 nucleotides long. Lineage: Eukaryota; Metazoa; Rotifera; Eurotatoria; Philodinida; Philodinidae. The record is from the annotation of a GenBank genome assembly.
AUGGACCAUGCUGGUAGUCUUCAUUAUAACCUUGAAAAAGUACAUGGUGAUUCAGUUGUUCAAACAUUAAAUAUGAUAUCGAAUAAUCUGAUGAUUGACGUACAAUCAUUGUCGGUUUGUCUUCGUGCUUGUGCUGCAUUCCAUGAAGAUGAAGGGAAAGUACUGUUGGCCAAUGUACCACAAAGAGCUAAAUCAAUUGGAGAAUUUACACUUUUAAUCACAACGAUGGGUACUGGAAAAUCAUUGAUAUUUUCGAAAAUCAUGGAGAUGCAACACCUUAAACGUGAAUAUGAUUUGAAACGUGAAAAAGGUGGUGUUGGUGGAGUUGGUGCGUCGAAGAAUAGUAGUGGUUAUCGACAUGCAGUAUUAAAUGAAAUUACUGGACCUGGUUUAACAAAAUAUUUAGAUAAAGCUGGUAAUGUUUUAGUAUUGAUCGACGAAUUCGAUGGUGAUCAUCAAAAACUUGGUCUAUUUGGAACAGAAUCAAAACCAAAUAAUUUAAAUUCAAGUGCUGCGAGUGUAUUAAAAUCAUUUCAUACUGGCAUACCUUUUUAUCAAAAAGCAAAAGUUAGUGAUUCUGGUCAUCUGAAAAAUCCUCAAGUAUCUUUCUUAGCCGCCAGUAAUGGGGUACCCGUUAUGGACAUUUUACGAUCUAAAUUAAAAACCAGUGUUAUGCCUGAUGCUCUGGUCAUGAGAACCAUUUUCGACGUUAUUGAUUCACCACCAAAAUUCAAUUCUGAUUAUAAGAACAAGUUUAUGCCAACUGAUGCUAUUGGAUUGGAAAUGUUUUUGCUUGCAUCGUCACUUUUAACAAAUCAAACGUAUAUAUUUGAUACUUCGGGUAGUCGUUCAGCUGAUGAGCUCCUACAAGGUUGGCAAGAUAUGUGUGUAGCAUCAGGUGCACGAUGGAAAAACGUAGACAAAUGGACAUCUUCAAGGUUUGCAAAAACCAGUGAAUUAACUGCGCGUCUUGCAGCACAAUUAACACAUAUUGAUUUAGCAUAUACACUUUUACGUGAAUUUAUUCAUUUAAAACAAUUACCUAAUCCAAAUGGACCUGUUUCAUUUGAUACAUAUUGCCAAAUGGCUGAUUUCUUUCAUGCAAGAUAUCCACCGGAUUCAAGUACUUCAAUUACCAUAUCGAGUAGCCAAGUAGAAGCUGCAAUUUAUGCAACAAAAACAAUCUUAUUGAAAUUUUUCAAUCUAUUUGAUCUUACUGCAAAUCGAUCCGGUCCUAUUCUUGAAAUUCCAUGGAUUCCACCUUCUUCAAUUAGUAAUAGCAAUGCAGCUGUUGUUCAACUUCCAUCAACACAAGGAAAUGAUACUGAAUUACAAAUUGAUCCUCCUAUGUUAAAUAUGUUUCAAACCAUUAUAAAAUUUCCAAGUAUUUGCUUCACAUUUUCUCAACUUGUAAAAACUUUUUCGAAAUUAAAACAUCAAUAUAAGAAUGUGGGUCCGGCGCUUGAGAAGCUGGUCAAGAUGGAAAUCCUGUUAAAGUUUGAAGGCGGUCUUCAAUCUGAAUAUGAAAAAUCUUCAACAUUAUCUAAAACGAAUCAUGAUUUAUUAAAUAUAUCAAAUGAAUCUUCACAAGAUUUAAUUCAUAGUAAUAUUACAAAUAAUGAUGAUCAUUUCGUCACAUCAACACCGACUCAAGAUUUUGCUGAAAAUAAUGUACAAUUGGAAGUUGGACAACAACAGGAAAUUUCGUCUAUUGUAUCACCACCUACUACAUCAAAUUCAAAUAAAUUCGUAUCUUCUCUUGUAUUCGAUUCUACUGAAUUAUCAUCAUCAUCACAAACGUCGAUUGACUUCCUUCUACCUCGACCUCCUUCUAAAAUCCUUCGAAAUUCGAAUAUUGAUGAUAAUCUUGAACAAAAUGAUACAUUGGAGUUCAAUACUGAAAAUAAUCAUAAUGAUUCAUUGAAUAGUACUGAGAAUAAUGAGGAUACAAAUAAUUCUAUGAAACAAAUCGAUCAAAUACUUGCAGCUGAUAUUCCUCAAAGUGAUCGAACACGUACAAAAACCAAACGUUUUUAUUCAUCUGAAAGAAAUGAAGAUGAAAUUCAUACAACAAAAAAGAAAAAGAAAACAGUUCAAAGAAAUAAAACGACUUGA